GAUCGGACGUAUCAAUGGGAAAGAUUUGAUAUUGACAACAACAUUCAGAAGCGUGGGAGGCUAGUACAAGAUUUCAUGAUGUCGAGGAAAGGAGGGCGACCAUUGCCCCCUACACCCCCAGAAUAUAGAGAUAACGGUGGAUAUGAGGUGCCAGUUAAUAGGAGAGUUUCACACACGAACGAAGACAAUCCUUACGAUUCAAUUACUGAUAUUGACAGAAGGAUGGUAGUAAGAAAAUUGCCACGCAGUGUCUCUGAAGAAACAAUACAGCUGUAUUUUGAGAGUAAAAGACACCAAGGACGCGAAAUGGUCGUAGAAAAGGUCGAUCUAUACGCAGAGCAAGACGAGGCCAUAGUUACCUUUGAAACAGCUGAAGAUGUAAAUUAUGUUCUCGAAAGACACAAGAGAACUCCAUGCAAAUUACAAAAACAGACUUUAGUUGUGGAGUUGUUUGAAGAGGCAGAAGGUGAUACCAUUGAUGAAGGGAGUAGUCCUAUCAGCUCUCAAGAUUAUUCUGACAUGUACGAGACUGCCAGUGUUAAACAUCAUGAUGAAACAGAUACCAUCGAGGCUCGGGGAUUUUCUGAAUCAUGCAGUGAAGACACGUUGCGUUUCUACUUUGAAAACACGAGACGGUCUGGUGGCGGGGAUAUCAAGUCAUUCACAAUGAAUAGAGAUAAAGGUUUUGCACAUAUCACAUUUCAGGACCGCUCAGUUGUAAAAAAUGUCGUCGGAAGAAAGCAUCAAGUUGAUAAAAGUGAUCUUGAUGUACAUCCUUUCAUUAUAAGCAAAAAGGACUUGCUCCUGGAUGAAGUGCCAUAUGCGUUAACAGAGGAGCAUGUAGCAAAUUUUCUUGAAGCAAAAUUGAAAGCGAUCGCUAUAUCUGUUGUAUUCAAUGUUGACAAAAGUAAAGCUCUCGUGCAGUUUAAAAAUGAGUUUGAUUUUAGCAAAGCCAGAGAAAUAUGCGGGAAAUAUAAAGUAGGCGGGGAGUAUGUAGUACCAGUCCAAGUUCCAGUCACAAACAGUAUAGUUGUGACCAAUAUUCCUGAAGAUGUCACACGUGACGCUGUUGAAGUCUAUUUCGAAAACACACGUCGAAGUAAGGGCGGUGAUACAGUCAAGGUUGAACUACAUAUCGAUGAAGGAUAUUGUCUAGUAUUUUUCAAAGAUCCAAAAGUUGUGCCUAGUGUUUGUGAAAAGAAAGACCAUAAACUUCAUAGCCGCCCUGUCAAUGUUCAGCCUUAUAAUGAAUAUUUCGGUCUUCCAAAUGGCUGUGAAGUGUUAGCAUUCAAGCUUCCUGAAUCAAUUUCUCUAAGAAACCAAAAUCCAUACAAAAUGAAAUUUCUGAAAAAGAACGCUACACAGAAAGCCGCCCUUGAAAAGGAGUUAUUAAAAUGUAAUGCAGAAAUUGUUUGGGAUGAAGAUCCUAUUGUCGUUGAAUGCACUCUGAGUAAAGAUGUCAAGUCUCACAGAAAACUGUUAAAAACAUGGAAUGAAACAGCACAGGAUGUAAUUGAUCAGUUCACUGAUGUUCUCAAGGUCAAAGACAUGAACGUAAAUUCAGAGCUUUGGGAUGAUACAAUGACAGAACUUGGGAGGUUGCAACUGUCGCAUCCGGAUGCUGUUGCGUUAGUCGUGGAGAAAGUUAAUCGGAAGAUAAUACUUGUAGCUCAUAAAGGGCUGGCUGAUGACGUAUGGGGCCAGGUCAGUGAAACAGUUAAGAUUGCUGAAAAGCAACACAAAGAAAGGAAGGAGACUGUCAACGAAGAAAAAGUUCUUGAUGAUUGGAAAAUAAAAUAUUUGAAGUCUGCUGGUUUCCGAAAUGAAAUGUGCGAUGAAUAUGAAAACUUAAAGCUAGACUUUGAAGAAAAGAAAGGAAAGGGAAAGAUUAUUUUAACUGGACCGAAACUAACUGUACAUAACGUUUGGAUAACCAUGUAUGAAAGACUACAAAAUAUUAGACGACGUGAUGUUGAUAUUGGAGAGAAAAAUGCACAGCUCCUUCAGAAUGAAAAUACAAAAGAAAAGCUGCGACAGAAAAUGAAGAAACAACAUGUUUCAGAUGUUAUGGAAAUAAAACGGGACACAGUUGUUUUAUAUGCAGAUGAUGAAGAUGAUCUCACGAAAAUGGAAUCUGCUGUAAACAAAAUGUUUGCUAAGCUAUGCUUUAAUCUAGACUCGGGGACAGAAAGUGUACUAAAGUCAAGUGAAUGGAAAAAUACAGAAAAGACUCUGCAUGAUAAAUUUUCUGGGUGUUUGAUUAUUGAUGUGAAUAGUGGACAGAUUGAGAUAUUUACGUUAGCAGAUAUUCAAAACCGGGUGUCAGCUGAGUUUCAAGGCUUCCUUUCCAAAAAUGCUGUUUAUAAGGAACAGAUGACUUUGUCUCCGCACAUUGUAAUAUUCGUUAAGCGAGUGCUAAGGAGUCAGUUUGAGAGGGAACUACAGACGCUCAAAGGCCGAGGCUUAAAUAUUACCAUUACCUUGGAUGACAAGAAAGGGGCUGUGUCCCUUGAAGGUACAUCAGAUGGUAUGAAAGAAGGCAAAGAAUUGAUACAGAAACUGAAGAAGGGGAUUCAAACCGAACAACACACUCUGAAGCACCGUAAAAUAAAAAGCUAUCUAGCUUGCAGCCAAGGCCAGGACUGUGUGAAAAAGGUUCAAGACAAUACACCAUGUGUUAUUGAUAUGGAAGGUUCGGGUUUCAAGAAAAGUUUCCAUGGCAAGAUGCCAGCUAUGUCAACAUUUGAUAAACCAACCCUUUGUGCUGAAGCGUCUCUCAAACAUGGUGUGAAGUUGAGUGUUUAUGGUGGUGAUAUAACUGCCCUAGAUGUUGAGGUAUUGGUGAACGCUGCAAAUAAAGAGCUAAAACACGCUGGUGGACUUGCUGCCGUUAUUGUUAAUAAAGGUGGUAAGGAAAUUCAGAGUGAGUGUGAUGGCCGGGUAAGGAAUAAGGGUCCAUUGUCAGACGGUAAAGUGUACAUGAGUGGAGCUGGUAAAUUACAAUGUAAGGGUAUUGCACAUGCUGUUGGACCGCACUGGAGAGGUGGAGGAGAUGGAGAGGAAAUGUGUCUUCAGACGGCCGUCUUUACCUGUCUAGAGAAAACAGAAAAGAGAAACUUUAAGUCAAUCGCCAUGCCUGCAUUAAGCGCAGGAAUGUUUCAUUAUCCUGUCGAUAUGUCCUGUAUGGCUAUUGUUAAGGCAGUCGAUCAACAUUUUAAGAGUAACAGAUCAUGUAUAAAAGAAGUUGUAUUGUGUGAUAUCAGCCAAUCCACGGUCAGCGCCUUCGCCACUGCAGUACAAAACGUUGUUCCAAAUACGAAAGUACAUGUGAACCUUGGCCAGGGCGAUGGACCGAAACCAUCAUGGCUGAUCAAUACAGAUGAUGACAAAAGAAAUGCUGCUGCAGGAGGACAUAUGAAAGUUGGCCUGGUGAAGGCAGAACUAGCGAAAGAAAAGGUUGACGUGAUAGUGAAUUCGGCAGCCCCAGAUCUUCAACUGAGAAGAGGAGCUUCCUCAAAUGCCAUUUUAAAAGCUGCGGGAGACAGGAUUCAACAGGAAUGUGACCAGAACUAUCCAAACGGUAUACAAGUUGGCGAAGUCGCUGUUACUUCAGCUGGUAAAUUGAAAUGUACAAAGGUUUUCCAUAUUGCCAUUAAACACUAUGACAGAGAUAAUCGACGUGAAUGCUUAAAGGGUGUUGGGCAAUGUGUAAAAGCUUGCUUAGAGGAAGCAGAUCAGAUAGGAUUAAAAUCAAUAUCGUUCCCUGCAAUGGGAACAGGCGCACAACGAUACCCGAGAGACAUGGUUGCCAAAGAAAUGUUUAAAACAAUAUCAACAUUCUUUAAAGACAAUCCAGGUUCAUCUUUAAAAACUGUUCGACUUGUGAUAUACACAGAAGAUGAUGAAACUUUUGAGGCUUUUAUAACCGAGGAAAAGAAUUGGGUUGGUGAUACCUCCCACCACAGACAGCCAUCGGCAGGGAGAAGAGUUGCAAAAACUGGUAUAGGAAAACUUACCAAGGAGUCUCGAGGAAAAGCUUCCUUCUUGAUUGGAAAAUUAAAAAUGGAAAUUUAUGAAGGAGAUAUCACUGAGGAAGACGCGAUGGCAAUCGUAGCUAGCUGCAAUAUGGAUCUAGAUCUCAGUAAAGGUGCAGUGACAAAAGCUCUUCUAAGGAAAGGAGGCAACGCUAUAGAACAAGACUGCAAGCAGCAGAAGGAUACUAUGAAGAAAGAUGGAAUCGCAAUAACAACAGCGGGUAAACUGCGUUCGAAAUACAUUAUCCAUGUGGACACAAAGUACAAGACAUGGGAGUGGAAGCCGGUGGUAUUGUCGUGUUUAAAGAUAGCUGAGAAACAUAAAUUUGCAAGUGUAGCAUUCCCAGCGCUAGGAACGAGUGUCGGCUGCAAACCCGAAGCUAUAGCAGAUGUGGUUGCUUCUGCUAUCGGUGACUUUCUGCGAGACAAUCCUAGCCACCUGCAAGAAAUUAGAAUGGUGAUAUUCAAGAAGGAUAUGGUACCUGAUUUUAUCGACGGGAUGAAGAAUUCCGUUCAGGGCCAAACUGGAAGCGGCGACAGUAAUGCUGAUGACAAACAAAGACAGCAUAACAGACAAUCCGGUAGUCGUCACCAGCAUAAAGCGCCUAAAGAUGAAGCUGAAGAUUCGUGUACUAUAACGAUAUAUGCAGAGAGUACAGAAAAAAUACGAAGGGCUAAAUCUGUUUUUGAUAAAAUCGUAAAGGAUGAGUGGCACAUUAAGAAAAUUGAAGACCAAGGCAUUCACAGACUUUCUUCAAAAAACAUAGACGAAAUAAAAAAGAUGGCUAAGAAUUACCAUGUCGAAGUUCAUGUUGAUACUGAUGUUGGUACAAUAGAAGUUAUAGGUCUGGUUGCAAAUGUCAUUAAUGUGAAUGAUGUCAUACAUAACCAGCUUAGAUCUGCUGAUAUGUCAUUCUAUAUGAAGGGACAUGCACAGCUCAUGUCAAACAUAGUCAGAUGGAUCUAUCUGAAAGAUCAGAAAGAAUACCCUUUCCCUGAUAAAAUCAAUCUUGAAAUAGAAAAUGCGUACAGGAAGAAAGACAAAAACGUUAAGAUUAAGGACAGAUCGGGAGGAGAAUAUGAAAUUGACUUUGUAAAUAUGGAAGAACAUGACGUUAAACAACCGAACAAAAAAUUUCCCAUAAUCAGGAGGGACCUUAUCGCAGGUGCAAGUCUAGAUAUACCGAAGAAGUGGAGAACUAUGAAUGAUAAGGAGAAUCUGGCUGUCGUAACACUGGAUCCAAACAGUCAAGAGCAUUCAAAUGUUGUUACAGAAUUCAAGCAAACCUUAAAUGCGAAUCCUACUAUUGUCAGGGUCGAGAGAAUCCAGAACAAAACGUUGUAUACGCAAUACUCGGCUAAACGUAAGGAGAUGAAUAACAACAACCCGAAGAAGAAGGACAAUGAGCGAGUCCUUUGGCACGGAACCGCUGACGAUGCUGUACAAAGUAUUAACUCACAUGGAUUUAAUAGGAGUUAUUGCGGGAAAAAUGCCACUGCUUUUGGUAUGGGAGUUUACUUUGCUGUACAAUCUGCGUACUCAAACCAGUCUACCUAUUCUCCACCUGGAAGAGAUGGUAACAAACGAAUGUACCGGUGUCUUGUUCUGACUGGAAAAUAUUGUACAGGCAACGGUGGAAUGAGAGUACCUCCAGCUGUGGAUCAGUCUAAACCACAUAUUCUCUACGAUUCUGUAACAAAUAACACAUCGAGCCCAAGCAUGUUUGUUAUCUUCAAUGACACACAAGCCUACCCAGAACACCUCAUUGUUUAUAAGUAGGGAUGCUGGGUUUAAGAGAAUGUUGACAGUUAUACCAAAACAAUAAAAAAUGAAACAUAAAUUGAUCAAGACAUAGUGUUAACGUAAAUAUUUUUUUCAUUUGGACCAGAGUUACAGAUAUUUAUAGUAUUUUACAUAAUUUUGUACCAUGUCCAUAUAUUGUUUACAAAUGAUUUGCAUUUUUGGACGCCCGUUUGAAAAACGGGACGUAUUAUGGGAACACCCCUGGCGGGCAGGAGGGUGGACGGCGUCCACAGACUUGUCUGGAGCAUAUCCUCCUUAUGCAUGGAGAGAUUUUGAUGAGACUUGGCACAAUUGUUCACCAUCAUGAGACGGAGUGUCAGGCCCAAGAACCAGGGCCCUAUGUCGAAGGUCAAAGUCACACUUAGAGGUUAAAGGUCAAAUUCAAGAAUGACUUUGUCCGGAGCAUAUCUUCUUCAUGCCUGGAGGGACUUUUAUGUAACUUGGCACAAUUGUUCACCAUCAUGAGGCUGAGUGUCAUGCGCAAGAACCAUGUCCCAAGGUCUAAGGUCAAGGUCACACUUACAGGUCAAAGGAUACAAGAAUGAAACCUUUGUCCGGAGCAUUUCUUCAGCAUGCAUGGAGGGAUUUUGAUAUAACUUGGCAAAAAUGUUCACCACUACGAGACGGAGUGUCGUGCGCAAGAAGCAUGUCCCUAGGUCUAAGGUCAAGGUCACACUUAGAAGCCAAAGGUCAGAUGCAAGAAGGACUUUGUCCGGAGCAUUUCUUCUUCAUGCAUGGAGGGAUUUUGAUGUAACUUAACACAAUUGUACACCAUCGUGAGACGGAGUGUCAUGCGUAGGUCCCUUCUUUUGAAUUACUUCCCUUUGUUGUUACUAUAAACGGCUUAUAUUGUAACUUUUUCAUUACUAGUCAUAGGGAAAAAUCGAGACCACUUUUCUGUAGUACAACAUGCAUGUUACAUCCAAUUUUUGACCUAUCUCUAGUUGGUAAGGAUUUUGUGUGGAUUUACAAUAUAUUUUUCGGAUUUUUUUUAAAGAUUAACUUCCCUACGUUGUUACUGUAAAUAACUUAUAUUGUAACUUUUUUAUAAUUGACCGUAGGGAAAAACCAAGACCACUUUUCUGUGGUAUAACAUAGAUGUUACUUUCAAAUUUUAGGUGUAUUUUAAGGUAUCUCUACCUGGUAAGGAGCUUUUUGUGGACUUAGAAAAACAAAAGAAUUACAGUAAUUACUAAACAACCAUAAAAUUAAAAUUCCAUUUGGAAAUACAGGUGCUAGUGUAAAGAAGUUUGCUGUGAUGGGCGUAUAUUGUGACAUUCUAGCACUCUUGUUGACAAAUUGUCACAAAGUAUAGUAUGAUACGUUUUUUAAUUGUCCGUUUUUGAUGUUCUUAAGAAAGUUAAAGGAAAUAAAGUGGUUUCACCUUGGAAGAUGGUUGGUGUUAAGAGUAAGGUCUAACACCCACCAUUUAUCGGUUAUUGCAACUAGCGAUUUCAAGGCGGUGCCCCACUGUAUUCCUUUGUUUGUUCUGCCUUUGUUGUAUAAUCAACUACUCACUUUGUCUAAGUCUUUUUGUGUUAAUCUUUGCCAUUUACACAUCCAUAGGUGUACUACCUUAAAGUCUCAUUUUGGAGAUGUUGAGUUCUUGGAACAUUAGUAUUUCUGUUGCAUCUUUGGUCUAUUUUGAAAUCAGAUUCUUUGAAAAUCUACUGGUAGAUUAUAACUUCUGAAUUGCUCAAAACAUGAUCCACUGGUUAAGCUGUCCGCGGAUUACUUUCGUAAUCUGCUUAACGUAUUAGUUAUGGUAUAUCAUCUGUUAACACCACAAUCAUUAUUGAUAAAGAAGCCUCCAUGGUCGAGUGGUGGAGUUUUUCAAGUUCGAUUCACUUACUCCCCACCGACUUAGGUUCGAAACCUCGCUUUGGGUAUAGCUAGCUUACGGAAGUUCGGUUGUUUACCAUGCCUGAAAAAAAUGCUCGGAUGGGACACCUAGGGUCUUCCUCCAGCUUCGAAAGCUCGAAAGGUUGCCAUAUGACUUAGAUUGUUUCGGCGUAUCGUUCAAUUCAACAAAAACAAAUAUAUCGUUGUAAUCUGUAUUCUGAUAUGUCUGUAUCAGUAUAUACGGUACAAGUCAUACAGCUAAUAACAUUUUGAGCAAUUCGGCCCUUUGCUUUGGUCAAAGAUGGUCUAUAAACGUUUUUUAAUAUUACUUUUGUCGAGCCCGCUUGCGGAAGCGAAGACAUAGUCGUCCAAAUGGCUGUUGGGUGUAUGUAAAGUGUGUCAGUGCAUACGUCCGUGCGUCCAUCCGGAUUUGUUUGUCCGGACCAUAACUUUGACAUGCAUAAAGCAAUCUUAUUUAUAUUUGGCAAAAAUGUUAUCCUCAGUGAGACAGAGGAUCAUGCGCAAACCCCAGGUUCCUAUCUCAAAAGUCAGGGUCACAGUUGGAGGUCAAAAGUCAUGUCAGAUCUUGUCCGGCCCAUAACUUUGACAUGCAUUGAGGAAUCUUGUUCAUAUUUGGCAUAAAUGUUUAACUCGAUGAGACAGAGUGUCAUGUGCAAACCACGCGUUCCUAUCUUUAAGGUCAAGGACACAGUUAGCUGUCAAAUGUCAUUUUAGAGGUUGUCCAGGCCAUAACUUUGAUAAGUUUGAAGCAGUCUUUUUUCUUUAGCAUUAAUGUUCACCUCUAUGAGACGGAAUGUCGUGCGCAAACAUCGGGUCCCUUUCUCAAAAGUCAAGGUCACACUUGGGGGUCAAAUGUCAUUUUAUACAGCUGGCGGGCUCGACAUGUUUCCCGUGGGCAUCUAGUUGUAAGAUGUAUCCUUUGAUUGUUUGUAAUUCUUUGGCAUGAUUUAUUAAUAAAUACUACUUUACAUAAACAAUAAAGGAUUUGUGUAUUUAUUACAUCAUUAAACAACAAUUUGAUUGGUUUUAUAAGAUUACAUCAUAUGGUAUUAAUAAACAUUUUUUUUCUAUUUUACUAGUAAUAAGGAAGUCAUUAUACUGAGUUUUGUCUCUGUUUGUUGAUUUCAGAAGUAGGGCUCUAGUUAUCAUGGCUGGUAAUUAAUUAAUUCAUUCACUGGAUAUUUCUUUUAGAUUUUAAGAUGUUUAGUAACGAUAUACUAUAGUAUUUUUUUGAAACCAGAGACAUGUUUCACAAAAGUUCAUAGGUUCUCUCCUAAGUAUGAAUUUUUGCAACAGAUAUAAAUUAUUUCAUUUCAACAAGAUGUCAUCAAAUAGCUUAUCUUGUUCGGCUCAUGUCAGGAAUAGACGAUUAGUUGAAAUUGAUUUACAGAAAAUGAUUUUCACGAAACACAGUCCAAAUGUUGUCCUUUUAAAUAAUUUUCUUGUAUCGGGCUCAAGGGCUAAAAGCCUAAAAGCAUUUUAAAUAAAUACAGAGGUAAUUAUUAUAAAAAAAUUCUUAGCGUUUUUUGCUCUAUUUUACGAAGUGUUUAAAGCAUAGUUUAUAUUUUACAAUGUUAGUUUCGGGACAGGCUUAUUCAUUUCUCCUAUGUCAUGUAAUCUGGGAGUUGUUAGAUGGGUAUACCAAUGAUUGGCGGCAUCGCUGUACCUUCUGGAAAUAAAUGAUAACUGCUUU
Messenger RNA from Mercenaria mercenaria, 9394 nucleotides. Its product is annotated as protein mono-ADP-ribosyltransferase PARP14-like. Gene Ontology annotation, cellular component: cytoplasm; nucleus. Gene Ontology annotation, molecular function: transcription corepressor activity; NAD+ poly-ADP-ribosyltransferase activity; RNA binding. Lineage: Eukaryota; Metazoa; Mollusca; Bivalvia; Venerida; Veneridae. Gene Ontology annotation, biological process: negative regulation of gene expression. The transcript is spliced from 26 exons. The record is from RefSeq and is a predicted model, not a curated record. Bases 76 to 5814 code for a protein of 1912 amino acids.